Molecule: messenger RNA, 3147 nt
Organism: Xenia sp. Carnegie-2017
Lineage: Eukaryota; Metazoa; Cnidaria; Anthozoa; Malacalcyonacea; Xeniidae
Product: coatomer subunit beta'-like
Exons: 30
Coding region: 102-2885 (927 amino acids)
Biological process (GO): intra-Golgi vesicle-mediated transport; intracellular protein transport; endoplasmic reticulum to Golgi vesicle-mediated transport
Cellular component (GO): COPI vesicle coat
Molecular function (GO): protein binding; structural molecule activity
Source: RefSeq, a predicted model, not a curated record
ACUCAGAGUCAUUUCCAGUCUCUUAGUUUUAUUUUGCCACGUCGGUUUUGUGGAACAUACUUUUUAAAAUUUCUUAUUUCUUUGGUCAUUUUUCUCUCAUCAUGCCUCUUCGUCUCGAUGUUAAGCGCAAGUUAUCAGCACGUUCAGACCGUGUUAAAAGUGUUGAUUUACAUCCAAGUGAGCCAUGGAUGUUAGCAAGUUUAUACAAUGGAAAUGUGCACAUUUGGAAUAUUGAUUCACAAACAUUAAUCAAAACUUUUGAAGUUACUGAUUUGCCAGUGAGAGUAGCAAAAUUUGUGACUCGCAAAAACUGGGUGAUCACUGGCUCGGAUGACAUGCAUCUACGCAUUUAUAACUAUAAUACUUUGGAAAAGAUUCAUGGUUUUGAAGCUCAUAGUGACUACCUACGAUCCAUUGCAGUCCACCCAACUCAAUCAUACAUCCUUAGCAGUAGUGAUGAUAUGCUCAUUAAGCUUUGGAACUGGGACAAAAACUGGCAGCUUCAGCAAGUGUUUGAAGGACAUACACAUUAUGUGAUGCAAGUUGUCAUCAAUCCUAAAGAUAACAAUCAGUUUGCAAGUGCUUCUUUGGAUAGAACCAUUAAGGUUUGGCAACUAGGAUCUACAGCACCAAACUUUACAUUGGAAGGACAUGAGAAGGGUGUAAAUUGUGUUGAUUAUUUUCAUGGAGGAGAGAAACCUUACCUCAUCUCAGGAGCUGAUGAUAAAGCUGUGAAAAUAUGGGAUUAUCAGAAUAAAGCAUGCGUACAAACAUUGGAAGGUCAUGCACAGAAUGUUUCUUGUGUUGGUUUUCAUCCUGAGUUGCCAAUUAUUCUUUCUGGUUCUGAAGAUGGUACUGUAAGAAUAUGGCAUGCCAACACAUAUCGUCUUGAGAAUACUCUCAACUAUGGCCUUGAGAGAGUGUGGACUAUCUCUAUGAUGAAAGGAUCAAAUAAUGUUGCACUCGGUUAUGAUGAAGGAAGUAUGAUUGUUAAGCUGGGUAGAGAAGAGCCUGCAAUGUCUAUGGACAGCAAUGGCAAGAUUAUCUUUGCUAAGCACAGUGAAAUAAGUCAAGCAAAUUUAAAGAACUUAGCAGAUUAUGAAAUCAAAGAUGGUGAGAAAAUUCCGCUGGCAAUCAAGGACAUGGGCUCGUGCGAAAUAUUUCCUCAGACGCUAUGUCACAAUCCCAAUGGACGAUUUGUGGUUGCUUGUGGUGAUGGCGAGUACAUCAUAUAUACAGCAAUGGCUUUACGGAAUAAAAGUUUUGGUAAUGCUAUGGAAUUCAUAUGGGCCAGUGAUUCUUCUGAAUACGCUAUUCGUGACGGCAACAAAAUAUCCAUUUACAAAAAUUUUAAAGAAAGAAAAUCGUUCAAACCAGACUAUGGCGCUGAGAAUAUUUUUGGUGGUAAUCUUAUUGGAGUUCGUUCAACCGCUGGACUUUCGUUUUAUGAUUGGGAAAAUAUCGAGUUGAUACGAAGGAUAGACAUCACGGCCAAGUCGGUUCAUUGGUCCGAUAGCGGAGAAUUAUGUGCAAUUGCUGCAGAUGAUACAAUAUAUAUACUUAAAUAUAAUCCUGAUAAAGUUCAAGAAGCGAUGGAGAAUAAAGAUGAGAUUUCAGAAGAUGGUGUUGAAGAUGCAUUUGAUGUUGUUGGUGAGAUUGAGGAUAUUGUAAAAACUGGACUCUGGGUUGGUGAUUGUUUCAUUUACACUAAUUCAGUCAAUCGUUUAAACUAUUAUGUUGGCGGAGAAAUUGUCACGAUUGCUCAUUUGGAUGGUACGAUGUACUUGCUUGGUUACAUUCCUAAAGAUAAUCGUCUUUAUCUUGGUGAUAAAGAUCUUAAUGUCGUUAGUUAUUCCCUUCUUCUUUCUGUACUCGAGUAUCAGACUGCUGUGAUGAGAGAAGACUUUGAAACUGCUAAACAGGUGCUACCGACUAUUCCAAAGGAACAACGUAACCGCGUGGCUCAUUUUCUUGAGAAGCAAGGAUACAAGCAACAAGCUUUAUCCGUGUCAUGUGAUCCUGAGCACAAAUUUGAGCUUGCUAUACAGUUGGGAGAGCUAAAGAUUGCUUAUGAUAUCGCUUUGGAAGAUCAGAAUGAGAAGAAGUGGAAACAGUUGGCAGAAUUAUCGAUCAAGAAUUGUGAGUUUCAUUUGGCUCAAGAAUGCCUACAUAGAGCUGAAGAUUUUGGAGGCCUGCUGUUACUAGCGUCGUCUGCUGGCCAUGCUGAUAUGAUUGCAAAACUUGCAGAUUCUGCUUUAGAAAAAGGAAAGAAUAAUGUUGCGUUCUUGGCAUUUUUCCUCUUGGGAAGACUCGAGGAUUGUCUUCAAGUUUUGUGCAAUACAGGUCGCUAUCCAGAAGCAGCCUUUAUGGCUAGGACAUAUUUACCAAGUCAUGUAUCCAGAGUUGUUGGUUUAUGGAAAGAAGAUCUAGCUAAACUAAACAAGAAAGCGGCGAAUUCUCUUGCUGAUCCAACUGAUUAUGAAAAUCUUUUCCCAGAAUUCCAAGAAGCGUUAAAAGCCGAAGAGUUUUUGAAGAAAGAAAGGUUAAAUCUUCUCCCUGCAUCAGAUUAUACUAAAGUAACAAACAAUUUUGAUCGCAAUAUCUUUGAAGAAAUCAAAGGCGUUAAUGUUUCAGUAGAAGCGAAUGUUGAUAACGUUACAGAUUAUGUAGCGAAUAUGAAUCUAACCAACAACACUGACCCCGAACCUCCUCUCGCUGAUGUCGAAAGUCCCGAAAACGAGCCAGCUGUUCAACAACCAGCGGCGUCUUUAACGAGCGAUGAGGAUUACGAUCUUGGUGAUGAUGACGAUGUUGACGUUGAUCUGGAUGAUGAUGAUGACGAUCUUGAUUUGGACGACGAUGAUUUACUAAAUGAUGAUUUAUAAAUGAGUGAAUAAGACAUGUCUUCAUUGGCACCGAUGGAUCUAUUGUUCAUUGACCUUUUACGUGUGGGAACGUGUUGGAACAAUGGAGGAUUAUUGCUGGCAAUUGUGGCUUAGACGAUAUCACAGCUAUAUAUAUAUGGGGAAUUUCAUUUUAUUUCAUUUCUUUAUUCAAAGUCAUUUAUUAGAUAUGUGUAUCUGUCAGAUUCCAUCUGUCUUUUGAUAAAAUUAUUAUUCUAUUUACUUGUGGCUUGAACAUGCCAAA